AAGAGGCUUUGAAUUUACAUAGAUAAAGAAAAUGGCUGCCAGUCACACUGUGGUAGAGGCCGGACCAUGGGGAGGUAAGGGUGGCGUACGCUGGAUACAAUCAGCUGGUGGUGGUAAGUUUACUUCGAUCAUUAUCAGAGGUGGCGCUUGUAUUUUUUCCAUCCAGUUCGUAUUUAAGGAUAUACAUAAUAUCGAAUACCGUUCGGGACGAUUUGGUGAUCUUGGUGACAAGGCUGAAACAAUUACCUUUGCGGACGAUGAGGAAGUCCACGCAAUUAGCGGGACCGUCGGAGAAUGGGGUGGCCAUACGUGUGUUACCUCGCUCACUUUUUACACAACCAAAAAGCCUUAUGGGCCAUUCGGCACGGUCACUGGUUCCCAUUUCUCACUGCCAGUGGCUAAGGGUAAGUUUGCAGGAUUCUUCGGAAACAGUGGAGACUUCCUUGACUCAAUUGGUGUUGUGCUUGUUUAGUAACCCGCAAGGCCUGAUAUGAUGAUAAUAAGAAGCUAAGGAGAGACUUUAUGUUUCUAAAAGAGUUGUGACUUUUGCAGCUCGUAUGUAUGUAUCUUUUGUUUUUCCUGUGUUAUUAUUAAAAUAAGCACAUACGUGCACUGAAUUUCUGUACUCCACAAAAGCUUCUAAAUGGAUAUUUUCAUCUUUAAAUUUAUUACACCA
Molecule: messenger RNA, 676 nt
Organism: Helianthus annuus (common sunflower)
Lineage: Eukaryota; Viridiplantae; Streptophyta; Magnoliopsida; Asterales; Asteraceae
Product: mannose/glucose-specific lectin
Exons: 3
Coding region: 32-472 (146 amino acids)
Molecular function (GO): carbohydrate binding
Source: RefSeq, a predicted model, not a curated record